AUGAUGGCGGCGGAGCGGGGCGGCGAGCCCGGUUCGGCCGCGGCGGAUUACUCCAUGUUGGUGGUGGUCGGCAUGGUCGGGGCGCUGCGGGCCGACGGCCUCUUGGAGCGGCUCUUGCAGCAGAUCGAGUCGGGCGUUCGCCGCUGGCGCGUCCCGAUGAAGCUGGACGUUCUGGACCAGCAGCUGAAGCUCUUUGUGUCCCGACAUUCGGCCUUCGCGUCAGAGGAGGUUCCGGGUCAGCGGACGCUGCAGCACCGCGGUGACAUCCUGGACACGCAAGUGGUGCUGAAUCCAGCUCACGACCUGGUCUGCUCUGAGGUGCGGCGGCUGCUAUGCGAGCCUUCUCGACACAAACUUUUGGUAUUGGCCGGUCAGUGCGUGGAGGACAGCGGCGAUUUGGUGCUGCAGAAAGGCCUCUUCUCCUUCAGCGACUUGAUUGAGAUCUGCUCCGACGAAGAGGUGAGUCUCUCCCGGAGCUCGGCGGACCCCGCGACUCUCACCCUGGCCUGUCCGGACUCGGGCCUCUGGAGAGAGGCCUCGUCAGAGGAGCGCCGGCCAGGGGACUUCCUGAACGUCCGGAUCAACCCUCCCCCGCUCCUUCCGCAGAUGGAGGGUCUGCAAGAGUUCACGGAGUACCUCUCUGAGUCUCUGGAGCCCGAGUCGCCGUUCGAGCUCUUGGAACCUCCCACGACGGCGGGAUUCCUGAAACUCUCGCGGCCCUGCUGCUACAUCUUCCCCGGCGGUACGGGGGACUGCGCCUUCUUCGCCGUCAACGGUUUCAACGUCCUGGUCGACGGCGGCUCGGACCACCGCGCCUGCUUCUGGAAACUGGUCCGACACCUAGACCGAAUCGACUCCAUUCUGGUCACGCACGUCGGCGUGGACAAUCUACCCGGGGUGAACAGUCUGCUGCUGAGAAAAAUAGCCGAGCGGGACCGGGAUUUGGCCGAAGAGGAACGGGUCAAAAAUCUCAUUUCCCCGGAGAUCGGGGUGGUUUUUCUCAACGUCCCGGAAAGACCCAAAGUCGGCCCGGCGGAUUCCGGCGAGCUCCGCGCCGCCGACCAGGGCGCGCUGAUCUCCGAGAGCCUGCGGAAACUCUCCGUCGAGCCGCGGCCUUUGCGUCGCUCUAACGGGCCCUCCGUCGACCCGCUCGUCUUGUUCCACAAGAUGGGAGUCGGCCGUCUGGAGCUAUACCCUUUGAAUCCUGUCGCCGGCGGUAGAGAAUCGGAAGAGUCCUCGCGGGGUUCCGGCUCCGAGAGCUCCGAUCUUUCGCCAACGUGCCUGGCUUCCGUCUGCGCUUUGCUGGUUUGGCAUCCUUCCGACAGUCGGGAAAAGAUCGUCCGAGUCCUUUUCCCGGGAUCCACGCCGCAGGCCAAAAUCCUGGAUGGACUCGACAGACUCAAACAUUUGGAUUUCCUCAACGUUCCCGUGGCGAGCUCCGCGGAUCUGCUAACACCCGCGGAACAGAAGCCGGCCAAACCGUCCGAGGGUCGGGAAAACCUCAAGUCCGGAGAAGCGCGAGUCGUCUCCGCCUUCCAAAAGGACAAAAGCGGACGAGUUCCCGUGAAAAAACAGGAGGUUAAACUCAACCCGAAGGCGGCGGGGGAGCACGUGUCCAAAGAGAAAGAGCGAGAGGUCAAAUCCAAGCUCCUCAAGCCUUCCGAGAAGCUCCUUUUCAAAAAGAAAGAGGAGCGGGUGAUUGCCGCCGUUGCGAAGAGAGAAAGUCUGAGGCUAGAUGCUACCAAGACCAAGAAAGAAAACAAACCCGAAGCCAAAAAAGACAAAAAAAUGGCUCCGACACUUGCCAAGGACGUGAAGAAAGCGGGCGGAGCCUCGAUCGCCGACGUGAAAAAACAAGUCGGCGGGAAUCUAAACAAAGGGACGAAAGCUAAUGCGGAGAAGGACAAGCGGGUUUUCACAGCCAUAGACGACAACAGGAACAGCAUCAAAGAGACCUCCCGACUUCCAAAUUGGGCCGGCGUCAGGAAGAACCCCCACGCGACUCAAACCAGUCCGGAGACCCGGCCCGGUACGGACGUCUCCUUCGUGUCCUCAGAAGAUCCCGGAGUCGAAAGACAACUCGGUCCGGACGUGGACAGCUGUGAGCAGAAGAGUCCCGCCCGGGACGACUUUCAGAAUCAAGCAUCCACCAAAAAUAUUAGAAACAUUCCAGACUCUCCUUCGAUUCCCGCAAACAUGGAGGAUUUCCAUACGCUUUCCUCGGAGACUGCGGAAUCGCCGACGGAAUGCCGGUCCGACGGGCAUUACUCGGAUCAAGAUACGGAGCGGGACUCGACCCUGGCGCUUAACGGUCACGCGGACAUUCCUCACAAUGUGGAUCUGUGCUUGGUGUCGCCGUGCGAGUUCCGGCACUGCGCGGUCCGAGCGGCGGAGAACCUCGGACCGGACCGGCGUCCCUCCGCGGACGCUCCGUCGGCCCCGGUCGAGGACCCGCCCCGUUUAACUCCCCGGCCGGAAGCUGGCGCGGCAGACGCGGACCCCCCCGGCAAGAACCAAAGGCCUUCUGUUGGCAAGACCAAAAAAAUGCCAGCGGGAACCCUGCAAAGGGGGACUUGGGGAAGCCAGAACGGCAAAUCCAAGACCGUUAAACGCUCCCCGGCCCUCGAGAGGAAGGCGUCCGUCCGGAUCUCAUCGGCCGGAUCUCGAAGCGGGAGCGCCAAAGCAGCGUCCAAAGCGGCGGACGUCUCGCCCGUUCACGUGGACCUGGCCUACCUGCCGUCCGGGUCCGCCUCGUCCACCGUCGACUCGGAAUUGUUCCGACGCCUUCGCGCUUCCUACUACGUGGUGAGCGGCGAGGAGCGGGUUAAAGCGGCGGCCAUGAGGAGCAUCCUGGACGCCCUGCUGGACGGCAAGAGCGCCUGGCCGGACGCGCAGGUGACGCUCAUCCCGACGUUCGAUUCGGCGGCCAUGCACGAGUGGUACCGAGACAGCCGCGAGCGGCAGAGGCUGCUGUCCGUCACCGUUUUGGGGAGCAACAGCACCGUGGCCAUGCAGGAGGAAACCUUUCCCGCCUGCAAGGUGGAGUUCUGA
This is a messenger RNA of Nerophis lumbriciformis (worm pipefish), 3051 nucleotides long. NCBI's taxonomy places the organism in Eukaryota, Metazoa, Chordata, Actinopteri, Syngnathiformes, Syngnathidae. The record is from RefSeq and is a predicted model, not a curated record.